UCCUGCACUGCUUCUCACCCUGCAGCCUGCCCCCAGCCGAGCGACCUCACCCCCAGCCGCCGGCCAGCCCAAGCCCAGUGCAGCCCGCUCUCCGCGACGCUCGAGCAUUGCACUUAGCGAGAUUGACACGUGAAGAUAAUCGAUAGCCAGGCCGUUGCUCGCGAAUCUUCAACCACGUCUCCCGCACGCCCACUCCCCCUCGAGUGACUCCCGCCAGCUUCUCCCGCGCUGCCUGCGCGUCCAUCGCGCUUCAAUCCCCUCGCACCUCCCCCGCCGCCCCGCUCAGACGCCACGCUCGUCGCUGCACGAGCUUGGCGACGACGGCGUCCGCACAUGUGGGCUACAGCAUCGCGGGUAGUCUCGUCGACAACCUUCCUCGGCGCCAUCAUCUUCACCAUACCCCUCGCAUUCGACAUUGGCGGCCGCACCUGUGGCCUCGCCUUCUCCCUCUCCCUCAGCGCCUACUACUUCGUCUACUCGAUACUGCGCCUGGCCACGCCAGACUCUUCGCGCUUCAGAUGGUUCCUGUGUAAUGUAAUAGCUUGGGCGCAGUGGCUGGCCAUACCCACCCUCUUGAUCUGGAGCCUCAACAAGUUCUCCAUCGAUGCCGACGCCAACUCGGGCUGGGUCGAGCGCACUUUUGGCGGCAAGCGAGCCGACUUCGCGACAGUGCAGGAAUGGAUCUUUGGCAGUGAGGGACUGCUGCAGAGUGCGUCGAUAGGCGCCUGGGACAAGACAUUGCGAUACAGCACGCCCGUCUUCCAGAUCGCUGAGGGCUUCUGCAGUCUUCUGGUCAUUCAAGCCGCAGGCCAGAUUACCAAAUGGGUGGUGAACAAGGAACGUGGUGACAGCUGGAUGAUCGGCCUUCUCAUCACCUCUGCGUCCAUCAUCUCGACCUCCGUUUACUUCCUCUGGCGCAUCACUACCUUCCCCGAGAUCAGCAACGUCGACGCCAUCCUGAUCGGUGUCGCUAUCACAACCGCCAUCUUUCUCGGUGGAUGGGGUAUCGUCAGUGCUAGAGGCAACCCGGUCGAAUCUUCGCUUUUGUUCGCCUAUGUCACUCUCUGCAUCUACCAGAUUUUCACCGACUACCAGCCAUCGCCCGGUUCCCUUGCGGAGUCGAGCGCUCCCUCAGAUCCCGCUCUCCCACCGCUACCACCUAUUAUCAUGGCUUCAUACACUACACUUCUCCACGCGCUAGGCUCUCUGCCUACCAUUGCCCAUACCGGCUUCAACCUCAUGGUCGGUGCAGUCAUGACCAUCACGCCUUCCGUAAUCAUAUCCCUCGCCUACCGCGUCUUCGUCAUGUACGCCGCGGCGCGCAUCAUCCCCGCCAUCAGAGAAAGCGGCGCCCGCGCAUUAUCGCAAGAACCAAGUCUAGAUGAUGACGACGAGACCUCCAAGAUCCUAGGCUUCCUAACCUGGUUCAGCCCCAGCAUCAUCAUCGCAGUCUACACCAGUCUGCUGAUGCAGCACUUUGCCAGCGGAAACGGCGGCGACGGAAGUGCUGUGACAGGCGAGUGGUGGACAAACCAAGGCGGCGAUGCCGGCGGCAACUUUUGGAGAUGGAUUAAUCUUGGCAUCACCAUGGGUCUCUACGCCAUUGAACUGAAGAUCUCGAACGCAGAUGACGAUGGCCGGUUAACAAGUCACUGGAAGACGGACUAGAGUUUGUACUUAGAUGGCGGAACCAGCAAACCACCCAGCCUGGGUACGUUGGAGCGAGGAAAGG
Molecule: messenger RNA, 1732 nt
Organism: Alternaria rosae
Lineage: Eukaryota; Fungi; Ascomycota; Dothideomycetes; Pleosporales; Pleosporaceae
Product: ER membrane protein
Exons: 3
Coding region: 334-1668 (444 amino acids)
Biological process (GO): septin ring assembly; endoplasmic reticulum inheritance
Cellular component (GO): endoplasmic reticulum membrane; perinuclear endoplasmic reticulum; cortical endoplasmic reticulum
Source: RefSeq, a predicted model, not a curated record